Molecule: messenger RNA, 1758 nt
Organism: Brachypodium distachyon (stiff brome)
Lineage: Eukaryota; Viridiplantae; Streptophyta; Magnoliopsida; Poales; Poaceae
Exons: 7
Coding region: 185-1468 (427 amino acids)
Source: RefSeq, a predicted model, not a curated record
AGUUGGUGACUCCCGGGUUUCCCCAAGGAAAUACCGAGAUAUUUGUUUGCCGUACCAUACACUCCUCGCCGCACGCUGCGCCUGCGACGGCAUAGUUCGCCGCCGGAAACGCCCGUCUCCCAACGCGCGACGGCGCGAGGCUACCUCCCGUUAUCGAGGAAAUCCAUUCGCCGCAGCGGGCGCCAUGAGCUGCGCGGCGGCGUGGGUUUCCCCCUCCGGUCUCGGCAGCCACACCGGUUCCUCCCCCACGCCCGUAGGCAGGCGACGGGCGAGAGCUUCCUACGCCUUCCGGGCCUCUGCCAGCGCCGGCGUCGCGGAUGACGGCCGUGGAGGGCUCCUGCCGCGGAUGGUGCUGCACGAUUCCCUCGACGCCGCGGGGGUCGCCACAGAGCACGCCAGGGCGGCGAGGGAGGGGUUCGCGAGGCAGGUCGGGAAGCUCACGAGGCUCAACGCGGAGUGCAGCAUCGCCAUCAGCCGAGGCCCCGACCUUGCGCGGGCUGCUCUCUGCGUCGCGGCUGAGGACGACUCGCUGGUCUCCCACUCCUCCGUGCCGCUCCCCGUCGACGCCUUCAUCGCGCGCCUUGACGACCUCUCCACCGGAUUCCUCGCCGCGGGGUUCCUCCCGCCUUCUGGUGCCCCUCCCGAGGUCUUCUUCGACCACAUCGACCGCUACCUGUACGUCCACAAGGGGUUUCGAAGAACAAAUGGAGUGUCCGAUGCGCGGGCUCUAUAUCUUCACUCGGUUUUGACAUGCCGAUCAGGAUCAGCUCUAAUGCUUUCAUUGAUAUAUUCAGAGAUGCUGAAAACGCUACGGUUAUAUGGCUUACUAGAUUUUGAUGUAGAGAUCUCCUUUCCGCAUGAUGUCAAUACCCUCCCCAGGGGCUAUGACAAACACAAAAGCAAGUUGUGUGAUGAACCAACUAUUAUGACAUCAAAGUCACUUUUGGUUGAGAUUUUACAAACUCUGAAGGGUAUGUUUUGGCCGUUCCAGUCCAACCAGUCAAGUAGCUUAUUUUUGAAUGCUGUUGCUGCAAACCACCAUGGCCCUGGUAAUGUAGGUGACAGUCAAGCAAGGUCACAUGGAAAUAUAAGUGCCAUAGAGAUGGCUGCUGCUAAAGCUGCUCAAAAUAGGUUGAUGCGUGGAGUAUGGACUACUGUGCGCUUUGGUGAUAUGAGGCGUGCUUUAGCAGCUUGCGAGAGACUCAUCCUACUGAAUCACGAUCCCUGUGAGCUUAGGGACUAUGCUGCUCUUCUGUACCACUGUGGCUACUACGAAGAUUGCCUGCAGUACUUAGCAUCGUACCAAACUUCCACGGUUGGUCAACCUAGGAGCAAUCCACUGGAGGUCUUGGAGGACGACGCGGUGAACAAUCUGAGGGCACGAGUAAGUCUAAUUUUAGCAGAGGAUGGUUGGAACCAACAUAAACCUACAGCGAGCUACUGGACCAAAAACUCGGAGCCGUGGUAGAUGAUAGAUCAGAUACUCAAUUCUUGCUUGCCUUUGUGCAUGAAGCAAAUGGCAGUGUAUAUAUUUCAGAACUUGUACAUACUGAUUGCCCCUAGGCCAUUUUCCAGUCAGUAUGAUAUGGAACUGAAUCCCUGGCGCCCCCACAUGGUUGAGAUUGCGGAUCGCAAUCUGUUGCUGCAGGGAUUUUAUGUGAUAGUACAUACUAGCCACAGUACAGAACUACAAACCGUACAGCUACGACAAAUGUAAACAGGACAGCCUUUCAACAAAGGCUAGAACAGUUUCUACCA